Messenger RNA from Penicilliopsis zonata CBS 506.65, 2127 nucleotides. RefSeq lists its product as hypothetical. Gene Ontology annotation, cellular component: nucleus; centrosome; cytoplasm. The coding region runs from base 1 to 2127 and encodes 708 amino acids. The transcript is spliced from 3 exons. Gene Ontology annotation, molecular function: protein kinase activity; ATP binding. Lineage: Eukaryota; Fungi; Ascomycota; Eurotiomycetes; Eurotiales; Aspergillaceae. Gene Ontology annotation, biological process: protein phosphorylation; chromosome segregation. The record is from RefSeq and is a predicted model, not a curated record.
AUGGCAAUUGCACUGGCGGAAUCAGACAAAUAUGAGGUGCUGGAGAAGAUUGGGAGUGGUUCUUUUGGCAUCAUUCGGAAGGUGAAGAGGAAAACCGAUGGAUUUAUUCUAUGCCGCAAGGAAAUCAAUUACAUCAAGAUGUCGCAGAAGGAGCGUGAACAGCUCACUGCCGAAUUCAACAUCCUGAGCUCGCUCCGGCACCCGAACAUCGUGGCGUACUACCAUCGAGAGCACCUGAAAGCGAGUCAAGAUUUAUACUUGUAUAUGGAGUACUGUGAUGGGGGUGACCUGAGCAUGGUCAUCAAGAACCUGAAAAAGGCCAACAAGUACGCAGACGAGGACUUUGUGUGGCGCAUUCUAUCACAGCUGGCCACUGCCCUGUACCGCUGCCAUUAUGGCGCUGAUGCACCAGAGGUGGGAUCAAAUAUUCUUGGGCCAUCGCCAAAACCCUCCGGUCUUAAGGGGAAACAGGCUCAGGUCAUGAUUCUUCACCGCGACCUGAAGCCAGAAAACAUCUUCCUGGGUGGCGACAACACGGUUAAGCUUGGCGACUUCGGCCUUUCCAAGCUGAUGCAUUCCCAUGACUUCGCCUCGACCUACGUCGGGACCCCGUUUUACAUGUCUCCCGAAAUCUGUGCGGCGGAAAAAUACACCCUCCAGUCUGAUAUCUGGGCAGUUGGUUGUAUCAUGUACGAGCUGUGCCAGAGAGAACCCCCGUUCAAUGCCAGGACGCACAUCCAGCUUGUCCAAAAAAUCAGAGAGGGCAAGUUUGCACCGCUCCCAGACGUUUACUCUCCAGAGUUGAAGAAUGUCAUUGCGAGCUGCCUACGAGUCAACCCUGAUCACCGCCCAGACACCGCAACCCUACUCAACCUUCCCAUUAUCCGCUUGAUGCGCAAGGAGAGAGAGGUUGUAGAUGUCGGGAAAACGCUCCGGAAGCGUGAGGAGGUCGCCAUACAAAAGAUGAAGGAGAUGGAGCAGGCAUUUGCGAAGGUUGAAAAGGAGAGGCAGCAGAUGAGAAGCGAAAUUGAAAGCACCGUGCGGCGAGAGUGGGAAGUCAAGGCUCGGCUCGAGAUCGACCGGCAAGUCCAGAUGGAACUCGAUAGGUUGCGUAAACGAUUCGAGUCUGAGGUUCAGGACAAAGUUGCAGCUGAGUUGGAGAAACUCAAGAAGACUAGGGAGGAUACAGCAUUCCGGACCAGCGCACAUGGAUCUCAAUCGUCAACCAGCACGAGUGAAGAAAGCGAUCUCUCCUCUGCAACAGAUAUCACCAACCUGUCACUGGAAUCCCCGACAUCGAACAUGAAGCCUUUAAAGAAAGAGACUCGUACCCCCUUCACACGCUCAAAGACCGUGAUCGAAUCCCCUAUAGACGUGCAGAUGGCCGAGCCUUCCCCAAUCUCUAUUGCUUCUCUUUCGUUAUCUCCUCGCCGCACGUCGGGGACUUCAUCUGGUAAAAAUAUCUUCGCCGAAGCUGAACGGCAAAAAGCCAAAUGGGAGCCAACGUUGGCUUACUCCGAUGAUGAAGAUGACACUCCUGACCUGCCAUCCCCAACCCGUCCGAAGGUGAAACCGGAUCCGUUCAAAGCUCCUCACCGACCUCUGCUUCGUCAGAACACAGCCGCCAUGAUGCAGAAAUUAAGCACACAGCCCCCGCUCUUCCCCUCAAAUUCUUCGAGGCUUCCUCAAAUGUCCACUGGCAUGGCGACAUCUAGCGAGACUCGUCAUAAUCUCGGCGAGUCUAGAGAGCCCAGGCAGCGCUCUCCGCACCGCCGUUUGUCGAAAAUACCGUCCUCGGCCAACCUUGCCGCUGAUGCUGGAUCUCCAACCCGCAAGUCUGCCAGCAAGCAGCAUUCAUCGAAAUCAAAUGGCGGCGGAGAGGAGAUGUUCAAGGCCGUUAUGCAGCGGAAUAUGGGUGGUCGGACCUUGGUCGAGCUCGCGCAGGCAAGGGCCGGUGGGCGUCCCGUGGAUGAAUUCAAACGCUGCGCCAGCGACUCUCGUGCUUCAACCAGCUCUGCAAUGAAAGCUUCAGCGAGAGAGCCGCCCGCAGUAUGGGAUCCAGAACGAGAUGAGAUGCCAAGUCCUUUCCUCGCCCGUGGGAAGAAGGUCAUUCGCAACCUCCGGUGA